This is a messenger RNA of Amoebophrya sp. A120, 428 nucleotides long. The record is from the annotation of a GenBank genome assembly. NCBI's taxonomy places the organism in Eukaryota, Dinophyceae, Syndiniales, Amoebophryaceae.
UUUCAAAAUGCUGCAACUUUUGCUGCGUGCGGUGCAGACCGUCUGCGGUGCCUGUGGCCAGAAAGGCAGCAGCGCCAUCACGAGCACGGACGGUUCGACAUCCUCGGCAGUUUCGCAGAACACCAUAUCGGGUACAGCCGCGCCGAUACAGAAGGAUGAGGAGAGGAAAGAACAAUCACCUGCUGCUGGACGACCUAUUCCACCUUCCGCGGAGGCUGCGCCCGAGUUCGUGGCCCCUGGUAGCGUUGGUGCCGAGCAAGGUUCAGGGCAAGAAGAAGCUCGUGUUGCUACUCCACCGGCGCCCACUGCUGCUGCUACAGCGACAGAACCACCCUCCGCCUUCCAACUCCACGACCGGGUGAAGAUCAAAGACCUCGCGAAAAAACCGGAAUACAACGGAGAAGUCGGAAAAGUCAUCAAGAUCGUGG